Molecule: messenger RNA, 441 nt
Organism: Auanema sp. JU1783
Lineage: Eukaryota; Metazoa; Nematoda; Chromadorea; Rhabditida; Rhabditidae
Source: the annotation of a GenBank genome assembly
AUGUCAGAAGAGGGUGAUUGCCCGAUUUGCCAUUUAAAAGCAUUAAUGCCUAUCCAAGUUCAAUGCUGUAGACAAAGUUUUUGUUUUUUAUGCCUGAAAGGUUGCUGUUUAUUGUCAAAUUUCAAGUGCCCAAUGUGUAGGGGUGUAAUUGAUCCAGUAAUAAUCAAUCGGGCAACGCAAGAGAUCAAUCCUUUGGCAAUAAUUGACCCCGAACCAGUAUCAAACACGUCCGAUUCUGAAGUUCACUUUUGGCUCUACGAAGGUAGCAACGGUUGGUGGAGAUACGAGCCUAGGGUAGAACAAUACAUGGAAUCGUGCUACUGUUCUGAUUCUGAAGUUGUCGAAGUUUCUAUUUGUGGAUACGUAUAUGUUGUCAAUUUCGGCUCGAUGAUUCAAUAUAGGAAAGAUUUAGGAAUAAGGAAGAAAAGAGCUAUGAAGUAA